AUGAUUCGAGAACUUGGAAGUGUUCUUAUCGAAGAUGAAGCAACAAAAGUCAUUCAGUUUCGUCACCCUACUCUUGUGGAAUAUCUGCGACGGCGCUGUCUAGGCCCAGACCUCAAAGAGCCGAGUGGAAUGUAUAUCGACAUCGCCAAUGCGCACGGUCAAAUUGCAUCGUGGGGUUUCAAUAAACUUCAAGCACCGAAGGAAGGCCUCAAGUUCAAUAUAUGUGAAAUCGAGUCGUCCUUCUAUCGAAACAGAGAGAUGCCGGAUCUAGAGGCAAGAAUAUCAAAGUUCAUCAGAAUGAACGUUCGAUAUGCGAGUUUACACUGGCCGUUUCAUAUGGAGAAAACGGAUAGCAAAUGGAGAAGCAAGCUCAAGAAUGAAGUUGAACAUAUGCUUCGAGUCCCAUAUGUACUACAUUGGAUGGAGGUUCUGAGCUUGAUUGGAGGACUGCCUCGAGCUAUAGAUGGGCUCCGAGCUGUGAUGCGCAAUAGUGUUGAAAAAGAGACUAAGGGUCGCAUAAGUGAAGUGAUGCGGUUUAUGAUGGCAUUUUCAGUACCUAUUCAAGAGAGUGCUCCACAUAUCUACAUUUCGGCGCUUCCGUUCACACCUAUAGGAUCGCAUAUGCAUAUGGAGGGGUUAUCAAUGUAUAAGAACACUCUCAAAGUGACUAAAGGGCUGGAAAAGUCAUACCAGGGACUUCCAGAAGCGCUUCGGGGACAUACAAAGGAUACGGCUCGGAUCGUCUCUGGCUCACGUGAUGGCACCGUUCGACUAUGGGAUGCGGAGACGGGGCAGUUGUUGGGAGAGCCACUUCGAGGUCACACACAGACUCUGUUAGAACCGUUGCUUUCUCACCAGAUGGCUCGCGAAUUGUGCGAGUCGCUGGGAGAGCCGCUUCAAGGACACACAAACUCCGUCAUUGCCAUUGCCUUCUCACCAGACGGCUCGCAAAUCGUCUCUGGCUCACGUGAUGGCACGAUUCGACUAUGGAAUGCGGAGACGGGCCAGUUGUUGGGAGAGCCACUUCGAGGACACCCAAACUCGGUCAGCGCCGUCGCAUUCUCACCAGACGGCUCGCGAAUCGUCUCUGGCCUGUCGAUGAUAAUACGAUUCGACUAUGGAAUGCGGAGACGGGCCAGUCGUUGGGAGACCCACCUGAGGCCACACAACUGGGUCAGCGCCGUCGCAUUCUCACCAGACGGCUCGCGAAUCACGAUUCGACUAUGGAAUGCGGAGACGGGCCAGUCGUUGGGAGACCCACUCCGAGGCCACACAAACUGGACGGCUCGCGAAUCGUCUCUGGCUCGGGAUAACACGAUUCGACUAUGGAAUGCGGAGACGGGCCAGUCGUUGGGAGACCCACUCCGAGGCCACACAAACUCGGUCACCGCCGUCGCAUUCUCACCAGACGGCUCGCGAAUCGUCUCUGGCUCGGAUGAUAACACGAUUCGACUAUGGAAUGCGGAGACGGGCCAGUCGUUGGGAGACCCACUCCGAGGCCACACAGACUGGGUCAGCGCCGUCGCAUUCUCACCAGACGGCUCGCGAAUCGUCUCUGGCUCGCAUGAUAACACGAUUCGACUAUGGAAUGCGGAGACGGGCCAGUCGUUGGGAGACCCACUCCGAGGCCACACAAACUGGGUCAGGGCCGUCGGAUUCUCACCAGACGGCUCGCGAAUCGUCUCUGGCUCGAAUGAUAAGUCGAUUCGACUAUGGAAUGCGGAGACGGGCCAGUCGUUGGGAGACCCACUCCGAGGCCACACAAACUCGGUCAGGGCCGUCGCAUUCUCACCAGACAGCUCGCGAAUCGUCUCUGGCUCGUACGAUCAUACGAUUCGACUAUGGAAUGCGGAGACGGGCCAGUCGUUGGGAGACCCACUCCGAGGCCACACAAACUCGGUCAGCGCCGUCGCAUUCUCACCAGACGGCUCGCGAAUCGUCUCUGGCUCCGGCGAUCAUACCGUUCGGCUAUGGGAUGCGGAGACGGGCCAGUCGUUGGGAGGCCCACUCCGCGGCCACACAAACUUGGUCACCGCCGUCGGAUUCUCACCUGACGGCUCGCGAAUCACGGGCCAGUCGUUGGGAGACCCACUCCGAGGCCACACAAACUGGGUCACCGCCGUCGCAUUCUCACCUGACGGCUUGAGAAUUGUCUCUGGCUCAUGGGACGAGACGAUUCGACUAUGGAAUGCGGAGACGGGUCAGUCGUUGGGAGACCCGCUCCGAGGCCACACAAACUCGGUCACAGCCGUCGCAUUCUCACCAGACGGCUUGCGAAUCGUCUCUGGCUCGAGCGAUGAUACGAUUCGACUAUGGAAUGCGGAGACGGGCCAGUCGUUGGGAGGCCCACUCCGAGGCCACAGAAUCUCGGUCGCCGCCGUCGCAUUCUCACCAGACGGCUCGCGAAUCGUCUCUGGCUCGAAUGAUAGCACGAUUCGACUGUGGAAUGCGGAGACGGGCCAGUCGUUGGGAGACCCACUCCGAGGCCACACAAACUGGGUCAGGGCCGUCGGAUUCUCACCUGACGGCUCGCGAAUCGUCUCUGGCUCAUGGGAUGAGACGAUUCGACUAUGGAAUGCGGAGACGGGACAGUCGUUGGGAGACCCACUCCGAGGCCACACAGACUGGGUCAGGGCCGUCGCAUUCUCACCAGACGGCUCGCGAAUCGUCUCUGGCUCGAAUGAUAACACGAUUCGACUAUGGAAUGCAGAGAUGGUCCAUUCGCUGGGAGACCCACUCCGAGGCCACGCAGACUCGGUCACCACCGUUGCAUUCUCACCAGACAGCUUGCAAAUCGCAUCGGGUCUAGCUGACAGCACAAUUACACUGUGGAACACCGCAUUUGCCGAGUUAUCCAACCAUAAUGGUCAGUUGUGCCAGUCAAAUCAGGGUGGCCUUAUCUCGCAUCAAAAUACCCUGGCCUUAUUGAAAGUUAUGCUCUCCCAGCUCCGAACAUUUCCUCUCUCUGAUGACGGUUGGGUACAUCUCUCAGGGAAACUUCUAUUUUGGGUUCCACCAGACAAUCGGCUCUCAUUAACGUCUCCACUCCUCCUCAAAUUACCAACGUCUAGCCCUCCCUACCCGACCAAACUUGACUUCACUCAUUUCCACUGUGGUCCCUCUUGGACAAAAGUCCAAGGCAGCGUCAAUCAAUGA
Serendipita indica DSM 11827 is the source of this 3156-nucleotide messenger RNA. Lineage: Eukaryota; Fungi; Basidiomycota; Agaricomycetes; Sebacinales; Serendipitaceae. The record is from the annotation of a GenBank genome assembly.